Messenger RNA from Coffea eugenioides, 3567 nucleotides. Its product is annotated as extensin-2-like. Lineage: Eukaryota; Viridiplantae; Streptophyta; Magnoliopsida; Gentianales; Rubiaceae. The record is from RefSeq and is a predicted model, not a curated record. Gene Ontology annotation, molecular function: structural constituent of cell wall. The transcript is spliced from 5 exons. Bases 1 to 3567 code for a protein of 1188 amino acids. Gene Ontology annotation, biological process: plant-type cell wall organization.
AUGAGGGCUAUAAAAAGAGGGCUAGAAGCUACCUGGAAGCAUAUUCGCCUAAAACCAGAUUUUGUUGCAAUGGGGAGCAAAGCAAUGCGGUCUAGGCUGGCUCCUCUUCUUACCACCGUUUUGGUGGUAUUCGUCGCUCUUGGCUUGCCUUCAGAGACUGCAGCUGACUAUUACAAGUAUUCAUCUCCUCCUCCUCACAACUAUUCCUCACCAUCACCUCUACUGUAUUCACCACCACCUCCUGUUUACAAAUCACCUCCACCACCUUACCACUAUUCCUCACCGUCAGCUCCAGAGCAUUCACCUGCACCACCGCCUCCAGUUUACAAGUCACCCCCGCCACCUUACCACUACUCCUCACCACCACCUCCAGUGCAUUCGCCUCCUCCACCACCAUACCACUAUUUAUCACCACCACCUCCAGUGCAUUCUUCUCCACCACCACCAGUUUACAAGUCACCUCCACCUCCAUUUUACAAGUCCCCACCACCACCUUACCAUUAUUCCUCGCCACCACCUCCAGUGCAUUCACCUCCACCGCCACCGGUUUACAAGUCACCUCCACCACCUCCUCCAGUUUAUAAGUCCCCGCCACCACCUUACCAUUAUUCCUCACCACCACCUCCAGUGCAUUCACCCCCACCCCCACCUGUUUACAAGUCACCCCCACCACCUUACCACUACACAUCACUGCCGCCUCCAAUGCAUUCACCACCACCACCACGAUAUACAAUUUACAAGUCCCCGCCUCCACCUUACCAUUAUUCCUCACCACCACCUCCAGUGCAUUCACCCCCAUCCCCACCAGUUUACAAGUCGCCCCCACCACUAUACCACUAUAGUUCACCACCACCUCCAGUGCAUUCACCUCCACCACCAACUAUUUAUCAAUCACCCCCACCACCUCCACCAGUAUACAAGUCCCCACCACCACCUUACCACUAUUCAUCACCACCACCUCUAGUACAUUCACCUACACCACCACCUGUUUAUAAGUCACCUCCACCACCUUACCAUUAUUCCUCACCACCUCCUCUAGCGCACUCACCUCCACCACCACCGGUUUAUAAGUCACCUCCACCACCUCCUCCAGUUUAUAAGUCCCCGCCACCACCUUACCAUUAUUCCUCACCACCACCUCCAAUGCAUUCAUCCCUACCCCCACCUAUUUACAAGUCACCCCCACCACCUUACCACUACACUUCACCGCCGCCUCCAGUGCAUUCACCUCCACCACCAACUGUUUAUAAGUCACCUCCACCACCUCCACCAGUUUACAAGUCCCCACCACCACCUUACCACUAUUCCUCGCCACCGCCUCCAGUACAUUCACCUCCACCACCACCUAUUUACAAGUCACCUCUACCACCUCCUCCAAUUUACAAGUCCCCGCCACCACCUUACCAAUAUUCCUCACCUCCACCUCCAGUGCAUUCACCUCCACCACCACCGAUUUACAAGUCACCUCCUCCAGUUUAUAAGUCCCCACCACCACCUUACCAUUAUUCCUCACCACCACCUCCAGUGCAUUCACCCCCUCCCCCACUAGUUUACAAAUCGCCCCCACCACCUUACCACUACACUUCACCGCCACCUCAAGUGCAUUCACCUCCACCAGUAUACAAGUCCCCACCACCACCUUACCACUAUUCCUCGCCACCACCUCCAGUACAUUCACCUCCACCACCAUCUGUUUAUAAGUCAUCUCCACCACCUUACCAUUAUUACUCACCACCACCUCCAGUGCACUCACCUCCACCACCACCAAUUUAUAAGUCACCUCUACCACCUCCUCCAGUUUACAAGUCCCCGCCACCACCAGUUUACAAGUCCCCGCCACCACCUUACCAUUAUUCCUCACCAUCACCUCCAGUGUAUUCACCACCAAUUUACAAGUCACCUCCACCACCCGCUCCAAUUUAUAAGUCCCCACCACCACCUUACCGCUAUUCCUCACAGCCACCUCCGGUGCAUUCACCUCCACCACCACCACCUGUUUAUAAGUCACCUCUACCACCUUAUCAUUAUUCGACACCACCACCUCCAGUGCUUUCACCUCUACCAUCACCAGUUUACAAAUCAACACCACCAUCUUUCCCAGUGUACAAGUCCCCUCCACCACCACUUUACAAGUCUCCACCGCUAUCUCCCCCGGUAUAUAAGUCAUCCCCACCACCGCCUCCAGUGUACAAGUCUCCGCCACCACCAAUCUACAAGUACAAUUCACCACCACCCCCGUCUCCAGUUUACAAGUCCCUACCACCACCUGUUUACGAGCACGAGUCUCCUCCACCGCCUCCUCCAGUAUAUAAGUCACCACCACUAUCUCCUCCAGUGUACAAGUCUCCACCACUGCCUAUUUACAAAUCUCCGCCUCCUCCGGUUUACACAAUGGGGAGCAAAGCAAAAGCAAUGGGGUCUAGGCUGACUCCUCUUUUUACCACCGUUUUAGUGGUAUUUGUUGCUCUUGGCUUGCCUUCAGAAACUGCAGCUAAUUACGACAAGUAUUCACCUCCUCCUCCUCCUUACCAUUAUUACUCACCACCACCUCUUGUGCAUUCACCUCCACCAUCGCCAGUUUAUAAGUCACCCCCACCACCUUACCAUUAUUCCUCACCACCACCUCCAGUGCAUUCACCUCCACCACCACCGAUUUACAAGUCACCUCCACCACCUCCUCCAGUCUACAAGUCCCCACCACCACCUUACCAUUAUUCCUCACCACCACCUCCAGUGCAUUCACCCCCACCACCACCAGUUUACAAGUCUCCGCCACCACCUCCUCCAGUUUACAAGUCUCCACCACCACCUUACCAUUAUUCCUCACCACCACCUCCAGUGCAUUCACCCCCACCACCACCAGUUUACAAGUCUCCGCCACCACCUUACCAUUAUUCCUCACCACCACCUCCGACGCAUUCACCUCCACCACCACCGGUUUACAAGUCACCUCCACCACCUCCUCCAGUUUACAAGUCCCCGCCACCACCUUACCAUUCACCUCCUCCUCCAGUUUACAAGUCUCCACCACCACCUUACCAUUAUUCCUCACCACCACCUCCAGUGCAUUCACCCCCACCACCACCAGUUUACAAGUCUCCGCCACCACCUUACCAUUAUUCCUCACCACCACCUCCGACGCAUUCACCUCCACCACCACCGGUUUACAAGUCACCUCCACCACCUCCUCCAGUUUACAAGUCCCCGCCACCACCUUACCAUUAUUCCUCACCACCACCUCCAGUGCAUUAUAAGUCCCCUCCACCACCUCAUCAUUAUUCCUCACCACCACCUCCAGUGCAUUCACCCCCACCACCACCAAUUUAUAAGUCUCCCCCACCGCCUCCCCCAGUAUAUAAGUCACCACCACCACCUCCUCCAGUAUACAAAUCACCUCCACCACCUCCUCCAGUUUACAAAUCUCCACCACCACCAAUUUAUAAAUACAAGUCUCCUCCACCACCUCCUCCAGUUUACAAUUCCCCACCACCACCAAUCUACAAGUCUCCACCUCCACCCUACCAUUACUACUACAAUUCUCCUCCUCCUCCUCCUCAUCACUACUAA